CCGUACAGACCGUAUAUACGUAUGCAUAUCGUACAACUGUAUAUACGUAUGCAUACCGUACAGACCAUAUAUAUGUAUGUAUACCGUACAUACCGUAUAUACGUCCGUAUAUCAAGCAUAUACGAGAUCCAAAAAUAUUUGUAAGAGGUAAGGUUCGAACUCCCGACCUCGAACACGAAGGUUUUGCUCCCAACCACUGAAGCAAGAGCUGCCUUCAUUAAUAUAUGCUCACGUGUUAUAUUUAUUAUGUCAUAAGCGACAUAAAUAAAAUAACAGGGAAGGCAAGGUUCGAAACCUCAACCUGCCGCACGAAACCUUUUUCCCCCAACCACUGGAGCACAAGCUGUGCUUAAUAUAAUGUGUACAAAUGUUAUACUUAUUAUGUCAUAAGCGAACAUAAUAAAAAUAAACGAGAGGCAAGGUUCGAACCUCUGACCUCUUGUACAAGAGCCUUGCUCUUCAACCACUAGAGCACCAGCUGCUCUCGUUACUAUCCAUGCAACUUCUUUUAUUUAUUCUAUCAUAAGCGAUAGAAUAACAACAAACUGUCGGUACACUCCACGUGCCACGACACGUCUCUUCCGUGAUUUACGGAAAGCAAAUCACUUUCGGCUAAAGCUGUCUGCCACAGCGUCUCGAGGUUCGGCCUGUCCCCUUACACGCUCUCCACGCGCCAACAACUUUUCCGGGUUUUCGGAUGACUUUAAUCCAACGCGUAGAUUGAAUCUCAGAGAUCGUCCAUCCAACGGUGGAGAUCUGCUCACCUCGUUCUAUAAAUAGGUGCAUCCUGGAGAAAAACUGUUCACACCAAAGAAAAGAAAUUUUCCCCAGCCAUUCUCUCUCAAACUCUGCAGUCUUCCUCUCGAAACUCAAAUCCUUUCUUCAUCAAUUUCAAUCCUUCUCUUCUGAUCUUCUCUCCCAUUUGAAGAUUCGAUUUCAUCUUUCCUCUGAGAAUCUCAGAUCUCCAAUCACCAGUUCAACAACUCCAAUCCUUCUAACAAAAUCUCCCUCAAACACUAAACCAUGUAUUCCUCGAUAUUCACAUCCUCUCACCUCAUGACCCAAGAGCCACGAACUCUGCAACUAAUGGAGCUCCAAACCCCGCAACAAAUGGAACCACAACAACAGCAACCAACAGAGGAGGGAGGAAACACCCAAGCAGCUGGAAGUAGUGCCAACAUGGAUUUCUGGCGAAGCCGUACCAGAUGGAUUCCUACUCCAGAACAAAUAAGAAUCCUCAAGGAUCUUUACUACGUCAAGGGAUUUAAGUGCCCAUCUACAGAGCACAUUCACGAGAUCUGCCUCCAGCUGAACCAGUAUGGACAUGUUGAGGGUAAGAACAUUUACUUUUGGUUCCAGAACGUCAGGGCUCGAGAGAAGCAGAUGAAUAGGUGUAAUCAGGCUGCUCCAGUGCCCAUGGGAACUAGUUCUCUUGGUACUGGUGGAUCCAUCGAUCUCAAUUUUGGGUCCACUGGUUCUACUGGUGCUGGUGGAUCCAUCGACAUCAAUUUUGGGCCAGCUGGUGGAUCCAUCGACAUCAAUUUUGGGUCCACUAGUUCUACUGAUGAUGGUAGAUCCAUUGAUCUCAACUUUGGUUCCACCUAUUCUACUGGAGGACAAACAUCCCUACAACAACGAGGAGGAGAUCACCAGGAGGUUCAAACUCUUCCUCUGUUCCCCGUGCACGGCGAGGACGUCUUUGGUAACCUGAAGACUACUUCCGAGGAAGGUAGCGCAUUUGGUUACUAUUCUGGUGGCUCAGGCGGUUACCACAGUGGCUCAAACGUUUCUCUUGAGCUCAGCCUCAACCCAUCCGGAGCUGCUGACUAGGCUUAGUAUAGAAUAGUCCUCGUUUCCCUUUUUGUAAUAUAAAAUCAAUAAGAUUGUGUGCAUGUUUUCUUUUCUUUUUGUUUAACCAACAACAACACCAAGGAUCGAACCUUGGUCACUCAAUACUCUUUUCAAAACCAUCGAGAACUCUGCUGCACACAUCUUUCAUAAUGAUGCAAUAAAACAAUCACUCAAAACCUAGCAAUCAAUUAAGUCACACAGAGGUCAAGCUAGUAUCCUCUGAGUCAAACCAAACACAAUAAUUUCGUCGCUAGAAUUAGGGAUUAAUAAAGCUAAACACUUCCUGAGUUAGUUAGGAAAAACCCACAUCUUUAGAGUUACACUUACAACUCUAAAAAAAAUCUCGAUCAUUCCAUCUAUCAAUUGCUUCAACAAGCAAUAUGUACCAUCUUAGCAUCCACUAAUCGAUACUGGUACAACACUCAGUAUCUCACCCACGAAUCACCUCACUGCUCAUUUGGUGGUAAGUCAACAUCUAGUGGUCAAAAUUCUGUGAUUAUAGCACUUCACACUAACCACGUCAUAAUCCAUAAUCUGUCCUCACAACAGUAUCUGGCCUCAUAAAUUAGUUAUACAACCCUAGCACUCCUAGAGUUGAAAACAACGUUAUUACCUAAGCUCAUACAUCAACACAAUGUCUCUUCACAGUCAAUCCUAUCACGAGGUCAUAUCAAUCUUUCCAUAAGUCAACCAUACACAAAAUCCAUCAUAGUAACAACGAAUUAUGCAUCACUACUCAACAAUAGUCAGUGAAGCAGCACUCCACAAUAAUUUCCAAUACCAUCCGCAGACCUCAAACCACACCCCGACAUUUAGCUAAUAUAUAGUAGCUAUCCUAAACACCAAACAACUGAGCAUGAAUGAAUGCUCCAUUAUAACACAAUUCCAUCACUAAGCAACCAAUAACUGCUAAGUAUUCUUCAACUCAAAACAUCUGCAUAUCCAACUAAUGGAAAGUAUCACAACUACUAGUCAAAUACUCGUAACGACUUUAGAUACAAGCAUUGGUCAAACACCAUGACCCCAACAACCAACGACUACAAUGCACAUAAGGAUACUGUUUUUCGUGGAAACCAUCCUCAAUAACUCCACCAGAGUUUAAUCCAAAGGUUCCCAUUCCUCAAAGGUUAUAACUCAAAGAAGCUACACAAACUCCACCACUUCACUUACAAAGUCAACCUAUGCCAUGAUCACUUAACAUACUACCCUUAUUAAAGGUAACAUAAGUAUCUCCCAAAUUACAUCACUACACUCGUACACCAAUAUAGUCUUGAGAAUUCUGUCUCAUAAUCUCUCACACUCCUAUCAUCUUGAGUUGGUGAGAUCAAUUCUCUUUUCAACUAUUCCUAGGGUCUUAAUCUCUUUCACCAUUUCAACCCAAGAAUAACAUCCAUCACAUCAACUACAGGUAGACUAGGCAACUCAACCUCUAAUGCCUCCACCUCAUCCUCAACUGUCUCCAUAGAAAGAUCCUGUCCCUACAUCAGACUCGACCUCUACCUCACCGACUCAUCAGAGUUAAAUCCAGAGGUUCCUAUUCCUCGAAGAUCACAACUCGCGGAAACUAAACUUAUUCUAAUACGAACUUAGUAGACAACUCUACCGUCCUACGGACUUACACGUUGUCUAGACCCCAUACUAAGACAUACCCAAUGAUUAUACCAGUACCGAAGAGUAUAUGAUGGGGAUCCGCUGCAGACGGGCCAUCACUCGGGAGGUACUGAUUAUCACCAAAUAUGUACCUUACGCUCUGAUACCAAACUGUCACGCCCCGAAUUUUGAAUAACCAAUUCAAAUCCGAAACAUGAAUAAACAAUUAAUACAAAUACGUUCUGAAUUUUUUUCUCACAAACAAACACACCACUCGCCACUCAACACAAAAACUCGAAAACCUCGAGUUAAUUAUUACAAUUCACUCUUACAAAGUAAAAUUGCAAAGCUCUAAAUGAGCAUAACAAACCUCACAAUAUAAUGCUGUAAUUCACAUAACACUACUCUAAGCAGCCCGAUCACCGUCCUGGUUCUCCUGACCUGUAGGA
Rosa rugosa (rugosa rose) is the source of this 3890-nucleotide messenger RNA. Its product is annotated as protein WUSCHEL-like. Gene Ontology annotation, biological process: plant organ development. The transcript has 2 exons. Gene Ontology annotation, molecular function: DNA binding; DNA-binding transcription factor activity. The record is from RefSeq and is a predicted model, not a curated record. NCBI's taxonomy places the organism in Eukaryota, Viridiplantae, Streptophyta, Magnoliopsida, Rosales, Rosaceae. The coding region runs from base 1024 to 1830 and encodes 268 amino acids.